GCCCGUCCGCGCCCAGGCGCGGGAGCCCGAGCGCCGAGCCGGAGCCGGAGCUCGCCCAGCCCUGCGCCCGGAUAGAGGGGCGAUGCCGUUCGGUCUGGCCACCCCCCGCGAGCACCGCUCCGGAGACAAAGCCAGCGCGUGAGCGGCGCCCUCGGCCCGGGUGAGCCUCAGAGCAGGAGCCCUGACUCAGCCUCUCGUCUGACGACUGUCAGCUGCCACUGCCACCAGCCCGUCCCCUGCCCAGGCCUGUCACUGUGCCAUCUCUCAGCAGGGGCAGCAGAAUGAAAGAAGGCAUGUCCAGUAACAGCACUGCCAGCAUCUCCCAAGCCAGGAAGGCUGUGGAGCAGCUGAAGAUGGAGGCCUGCAUGGACAGGGUGAAGGUCUCCCAGGCAGCAGCGGACCUCCUGGCAUACUGUGAAGCUCACGUGCGGGAGGACCCUCUCAUCAUUCCAGUGCCUGCGUCAGAAAACCCCUUCCGAGAGAAGAAGUUCUUUUGUACCAUCCUCUGACUCCGUUUGCUAUGAAAACGUCUCCUUUUCUGUCCGUAAAAUCCCUUGUAGAGACCGUGCAUGCUCAUAGCUUUAGGGAGCUCUGCCCACACCCACCCCCGCCCAACCAGGAUUGCCCAGGCCUGUCUCCUCUUUUCAUUGGUUUUCUUCACUGCAUUCUAUUUCACUUUUUCUUUUCAUUUUCAUGUUAUUUUCAUUAUUAGAAAAGGAAAUAGACAUUUUUGUAGCCAAAUAACAAAUGUGCCAAGUAAAAAUAAGUAUGGGUUUAAAGGCUUAAAUUUUUUUAACAUCAAUUCCCAAGUUUACAUAGGUCAAGUGUAUACAUUUCAGUGGAUAAUUUAUUGAGAAGUGGAUAAUUUAUUGAGAAGAGAAAACAGUCCCCCAUUCGUGAUCAUUCAGCGUCAAAUUAGAUCAUUUUGACCAACUGAAGUACAUGGGUAAAGUUUCCAUCUCUCUUCCUGGAGAGAGCAGUUCUGGAAGUUCUCUAUUUCCUGCUUUUCUGUCAUCCUAUUUAAAGAAGAAAUAACCUACAUCAUCGGAUGGUUUUCUAAACGUGGGUCAUCCUGGGGCCUUGUGGCCCAGCCCCUGAUGGAGGGUCCAGACCCCUGUUUCCCACUGAUUGUCAUUGAUCCCUUUGGAGAUGGUCCUACAAAUGUGGGUUUUGGGUGGAUACUGGAGUGAGCUUAACUAAAUGUCACACCAUUACAUCUGUUUACGUGCGCCAGCCAGGCGGGCCAGGGGCACAUCUUCUCUCCAAAUGCCACCUUAUCUCGCUCCCUCCUAUUCUGGCUCCUGCUCUGCAUGGGCUGCAUUAAUAAGGGCCUGUUCUGGGGACUUCCCUGGCAGUCCAGAGGUUAGGACUCUGUGUUUCCACUGCAGGGGGCCCGGGUUCAAUCCCUGGUUGGGGAACUAAGAUCCCACAAGUUGUGUGGCAUGGCCAAAUAAUAAUAAUAAUAAUAAGGGCCUGUAACACAUAUAUAUGGAAUUUGAGGGAAAAAAAUGUCAUGAAGAACCUAGGGGUAAAACAGGAAUAAAGACACAGACCUACUUGAGAAUGGACUUGAGGAUAUGGGGAGGGGUAAGGGUAAGCUGUGACAAAGCGAGAGAGAGGCAUGGACAUAUAUACACUACCAAACGUAAGGUAGAUAGCUAGUGGGAAGCAGCUGCAUAGCACAGGGAGACCAGCUCGGUGCUUUGU
Molecule: messenger RNA, 1707 nt
Organism: Mesoplodon densirostris (Blainville's beaked whale)
Lineage: Eukaryota; Metazoa; Chordata; Mammalia; Artiodactyla; Ziphiidae
Gene: GNG4
Product: G protein subunit gamma 4
Exons: 4
Coding region: 282-509 (75 amino acids)
Biological process (GO): G protein-coupled receptor signaling pathway
Cellular component (GO): heterotrimeric G-protein complex
Molecular function (GO): G-protein beta-subunit binding
Source: RefSeq, a predicted model, not a curated record